Messenger RNA from Candida dubliniensis CD36, 1254 nucleotides. RefSeq names its product Pdx1p (gene PDX1). Gene Ontology annotation, biological process: pyruvate decarboxylation to acetyl-CoA. The record is from RefSeq and is a predicted model, not a curated record. The transcript has a single exon. Gene Ontology annotation, molecular function: dihydrolipoyllysine-residue acetyltransferase activity. Bases 1 to 1254 code for a protein of 417 amino acids. Gene Ontology annotation, cellular component: pyruvate dehydrogenase complex. Lineage: Eukaryota; Fungi; Ascomycota; Pichiomycetes; Serinales; Debaryomycetaceae.
AUGCUCAGGGCAGUCCUCACCAGAAGAACAGCAGGCCAGAUACGUGCAAUUCAUAAUUCAUCGAUUUAUUAUGCAGCAUCGGUGUUUAAAAUGCCAGCAAUGUCUCCAACCAUGAGUGAAGGUGGUAUUGUUUCUUGGAAAGUAAAACCAGGAGACACUUUCAGUGCUGGAGAUCCUAUUUUGGAAGUGGAAACAGAUAAGGCCACUAUUGAUGUCGAAGCAGCCGAUGAUGGGAAGUUAUGGGAGAUUUUAGUGAAUGAAGGUACCUCCGGAGUACCAGUUGGUAAACCAAUUGCCUUUUUAGCAGAACAAGAUGAUGAUUUAAGCACUUUGGAGAAACCAAGCAUAGAAGACGUCAAAAAAGAAACUCAAGCACCUGCCUCACAAGAGAAAAAGCCAGAUGAAAAGACUACAAAGAAAGAAGUUCAACAAACAGGUCCUCGUGAUCUUUCUACUGAUUCAAGUGUACUUCAAAAAGCCAAUCCAACUCAAAAGUUGUCUCCAGCCGUCGAAUUGUUGUUACAUGAAAAUAAUAUUUCGAACGAAGAUGCUUUUAUAAAAAUUCAAGCUUCUGGUCCAAAUGGGAGAAUAUUGAAAGGUGACGUUUUAGCAUAUCUUGGAAAGAUUGAUACAGGUGUGGUUGUUGAAUUAACCGAGUUUUUAAAAUCAAGGGAACAUUUGGAUUUAUCCAACAUAGUGCUUGCCGAGCCAUCGAAGGUAGAAGAAUCAGCUGAAACCAAGCCCCAAAAAGAAGACAAGGCAAAAGUCGAAAAACCAAAACCAAAAAAUAUUCUUACAGUUGAAUUAACCUCAAACUUGGGGGAAGACAUUUCCCAAUCCAAAUUUAAGUUUGCUUUUGAAAAAUCCAUUUCUGCAGCCAUCAGACACACAUAUGCCUCCAAAUUCCCACAAUUUGCUCAGUCUCCAACAGCAUCCUCAAUUUACGACAAAUAUGACGUGUUUGAUGAAAUACUUUCUGCACCGGUAACAAAAAACAGAUUUGAAGUUUUUGAUAUCAAGUAUAAAUUCUACGGUGAGCAAUCUUCCAAAAACAAGGUUUCAGCAGACAGUUUUGACGAAAUCUUGGGUUUGCUGACUCCUGUUCAAUAUUUGGAGACUGGGUCUUCCAAUGUCAAUGUUCUGUUUAAAAUCAAAUUUGAUGAUAAAUUGCAAGAUUCCAAAUCUUUUGUUGAGAAUUUUGAAAACUCAUUACUUUCACAAAUCCCUGCCAACAAGUUAAAGAUCACAAACUGA